Messenger RNA from Leptopilina heterotoma, 5168 nucleotides. RefSeq names its product RNA-binding protein MEX3B. NCBI's taxonomy places the organism in Eukaryota, Metazoa, Arthropoda, Insecta, Hymenoptera, Figitidae. The coding region runs from base 610 to 1896 and encodes 428 amino acids. Gene Ontology annotation, molecular function: RNA binding. The transcript has 2 exons. The record is from RefSeq and is a predicted model, not a curated record.
UAGUCGCAGUGGUAUACGAGUGUUAAGAGUAGUUGUACGCGUUUCCCAAAGUAAAGCUUUUAGUCGCGCGACACUGCUUCAGUCAGUCGUUGACGAAGCCAACGUAAUCAUAUUGCACAAUAAAAUAUAAAGUAAUAUAACUAAAAACAAAAAAUUUUAUUGUCACUAUAAAAACAAAAUACACUCGCGAUUUAAUUGUUGGAAAAAUUAAACAAGCGGCAACAAAACGAGUCUUUGAACACAUAGGACGACACUGUUUUUUCAAUAAAACAGAGAAGAAAAAUUUUUUCAUCUUUUUUGUGAAAAGGACGCCGCACUGUGUACUUCAUUCCCGGAAAAAAUAAAUAGUUAUUACUCGAGAUAAAAAAAAAGGUGGUGAAUUAAUUUAUUUUUAUACAUAAAAAAGUGCAUCGCUUUUUCUACGUGAUUUCUCGAAAAAUUUCCUGAGGAAAUCAUUUUUGAACAGAAAAAUCUCUAUCUCUCUCUCUAUCUCAGAUUGUGUAGAAAACGUCUCUUGAAGUUUUUUUCGGUGGAAAAGUGUUUUUAAUUUCUCUCGAGAAAAAUUAUUUUUUUUGGUUUAAUUCUCGAUAAAGAGUAAAGUAAAGAAAAAUGCCGACAAGUUUAUUCAGCGAAAUGGACCGCGGUUCAAAUGGUACGGGUGCCGGCUCAUUGGAAGAGCAAAGAGCACUGCAACUUGCCUUUGAACUUUCAAUGCUUGGACUUGAAGGUACUGGAUGUCCAGGAUCGGGAAGCGGAACCGGAAGUGGCUCGCCAAAUGAUCCAGAUGCCAUGCAAACAACUCCAACUAAUGUCUUUGAGGAGGCACGUUCGAAAAAAAGCCAGAACAUGACUGAAUGCGUGCCGGUGCCAAGCAGCGAGCACGUGGCCGAAAUUGUCGGCAGACAAGGUUGCAAGAUUAAAGCACUGCGUGCAAAGACAAACACCUAUAUAAAAACGCCAGUACGUGGUGAGGAGCCAGUAUUCGUUGUGACAGGACGCAAGGAGGAUGUUGCAAAGGCAAAACGUGAAAUUCUCUCAGCAGCCGAGCAUUUCUCGCAGAUUCGUGCAUCACGUAAAAGUUCAUUGGGAGCCUUACUUGGCGCACCACCAGGACCACCAGCAUCAGUUCCAGGACACGUGACAAUUCAGGUGCGAGUACCAUACAGAGUUGUUGGCCUUGUCGUUGGUCCAAAGGGCGCGACAAUCAAGAGGAUUCAACAUCAAACGCACACCUACAUUGUGACACCAAGUCGCGAUAAGGAGCCAGUUUUUGAAGUCACCGGUCUCCCAGAGAGUGUUGAGGCGGCAAAACGUGAAAUCGAGGCUCACAUUGCCCUACGCACUGGCACUGGUCCAGGCAUUGAGGACGCUGAUCUUUUGGGUGCUCUGUGUCGUGGCGGUCUUGGUUCCAUUCUUGGAUGUCUCGAUCCAUCGGGAUCGAAUGGAUCGAAUGGCUCGAGUGGUGCUUUCUCCAGCAGUGGAAGUUGCAGCAGUUCAUCGAGCAGCUCAGGCGCUCCGGGUUUGAAUGAUCUCGUCGCUAUUUGGGGCGCUGGUUUGGAGAGAGAUGAGGGUUUGGGUGAAUCGCCAUCAUUCGAAUCGCAAGCCGCAUCAUCGUCAUCGAUCUGGUCAUUCCCUGGCGUUGCACUGCCAUCGAGACCAUCGCCACCUGCUUCGGCCUCGCCAGCAUCGCCAACCGAUUCAUUAUUGGGCGGUGGCAGCGCCAAUGGAAGACGCGAAUGUGUCGUUUGUGGCGACAAGGAAAUCACCGCCGCACUCGUGCCCUGCGGUCACAAUCUCUUCUGUCUCGAUUGCGGCAAUCGCGUCUGCGAAAGUUCUGAUCCAAGUUGUCCAGUGUGCUCGAGGCCCGUUCUCCAGGCACUUCGCAUACUCUCUUAAAAGAACGUCACCUCCGGCAACGGAGCAGCCGAAAGCGGAAAAAGAAGAAGACGAAGGAAAAACUGCUGAACGAACGAGCGGCCAAGAAAAUUUUUUUUUUUUUUUGUCUCCCAUUCAUCCUUGACGAUCGUAUCCUCGUUUAAACAUUUAACAUUUAACAAUUAAGAAUUUUCCAUCGCGCGACCGGAAAACUUAUUGUCAAUGAAUAUCUGAUUGUCAAUGAACAGAACAAAAAAAAAAAAAAAAAUCCCGAAUUUGAAUAAUGAUGAACGCGCACAAUUUUCAAAUUCCACAACUGCUGUCUGCUGCCAAUGCAUUUUCGGGAAAUUCGAUUCAUCACAUCGCUCACGUUCCCCAUAAAAAAAAAAUAACCGAAUACAACGAAUCGAUAUUUAUUUAUGAUUAAAAACCCAAAAGCGAUUUUACUGGCCAUUCAAAAUGCAAAGCGAACUAAUUCGCGUUGCACUUUGAAUCUAAAAUUUACUUUUCCAACCAUCAGGGAGCGAAAUGAUUCGUCAGGGCUCAUUUCCUACCGUCAAAAAAAAAAAAAAACAACCCCCUCGCAUAGAGUAUUAUCUUACCUUUAUAUAAGCGACACAGCAAUUGAAAUAAUAAUUAUAAUAAUAAAAAUAAUAAUAAUAUAUAUUCUAUAAAUAUAAAUAUAAACAUAAAUAUAUUAUAUAUAUAUAUAAAUAUAAAUAUAUGAAUAUUUUAUCGAGGAGAAUUUAGAUUUUGUAUUUUUCGCGCGUAAAGAAAAAAAAAGACGAGGGUCAAAAGAGUGACGGGAGGAAAUUUUUCUUUCCUCUUAAUUUCUUAGUUUUUGCUUUUUUCGAAAUAUAAAUUUUUUUCUUUAUGACGAAUCAUGGAGCAUAAAACCAAGCGGCCAAUCGCAAAAUCUGUAUUCUUGAGAAAUGAAAAAUGAAAAAAAGGAAAAAAAAAAAAUUAGUGAUUAAAAAUAAUUCUUUAAAAAAAUGAUAUACACUUUCGUGUAGGGAUCGUCGACGCAUGUAGCUUUUUAUUUCAGAAGAGAAGAAGAGAAAACGUAUAUUAUAUAUAUAUGCUAUAUUAUAUUAUAUAUAUUAUAUAAAUAUCACAUAUUAAUAUUUGCAAAAUGGCCCCGCGAGAUAAAGAAAAAAAGAAACGGAAUUUACGACUUUUCUUUCUGGGAUAUCCCGCUCGAACCCCCAUAAAUAUCAAAAGUCGUGAAUUUUGUUCAAGGCGUUAUAAUUUUUUCAAAAAAAAAAAAAAAAAAAAUAGUGAUAAAAGGCUGACAAAAGUUGACGAAAUUUUUUUUUUUAAAUUUGGAUGUUUCGUUUCUUUUUUUUCAUUUUGUGUUUAAAAAAAAAAAAUUCUUGGUCUCGUUAAAUCGUUGCCAUUACGAAAAUAUGCUCAAAUCAUCAUUGUAGCACCGACAUAUUUAUAUAUAUAUAUUUAAAAUUCGUGUUGGUGAGAACUGAGAAGGAACCACGCGGACAAUUUCCGCUUUUUUUUCGAACAACCCCUUAAGGUUAUUUUUUUUUUUUUUAAUUUUUUCAAAUGUGGCGACCUUUUAAAGGUCUUCCUUCCUUCUUUCGCGUUCUCCAAAAUUAUAUCGCACUUAUAAAUAUAUCUUAAUUAAUUAUAAUAUUAAUUUUCAAAAAAAAAAAAAAAAAUUAAUAUUGUAAAAUAAUUAAUCCUAUUUAUAUAUUAGAAAAAAAAAUGACAAAAUUACAUUUUAUGAAAGAAUUUCAAAUCUUUACGUUUUUUUGUUUUUAGUAAUAUAAAUUGAGAAGAAAAAAAAAAUUCGUCUAUUUUUUUUAAUUUUUAUUUCUGGGCGAUAUUUCGCGCCCUUCCCCUGUCAUUGUGUAAUAAGAUGCACCCCGCGCACUUAUGACAUUAUACAUAUAAAUAUAUAUAUAUAUAUAAAAAAUAAUAUUAUAAAAAAAACGAUACUCGAGAAGAGAGGUUUAUUAUAUUUAAGUUCGAGGCAAAGUAAAUUCUAUAUUUUUUCUAUGUUAAGUAUAAACAAAAAAAAAAAAAAAAAAAAAAAAUUGAAAAAAUGGUGAUGACAUACAUAUAUAUUAUAUAUUUAUAGGUAUUCUCUUUAGCAUUCACGUUCUGACUUUUAAAAAAAAAGCACCGCGCAAUAUGGCGGAAUAUAAUUAAAAAAAAAGUAAACAUAUAUAUAUAUGUAGAUCAAGCAAAAUAAUGUCAUUCACAAAACACUUCAACAUAUAUAAGUCUGAUCGAAAAUCACUAUAUAAAAUUUGGAGAUAGAAUUUUUUUUCACGUGAGAAAAUGAAAAUUUAUAAAAAUAGGGAAAUUUUUUUCGGGGGCUAAAUAGAAAAGGGAUGGGGAGGGAGGGUUUAAUAAAAAAAAAAAAAUAGUGAAAAACAAGUUUUUAGUAAGACAAGAUUUAGACACGAUCGAUGAAGAUUUUUAAAUACGUAGGAUAUAUAAGAAUUAUAAUAUAAUAUAUAAAUAUAUUAAAAAAUAAAUAAAUAAAUAAACUAUUAUAGCGAAACAAAAAAAAAAAAAGAAAAGAAAGAAAAAAAAACCAGGAGGGAAAUGAGAAAAUGCUAGUAAUCUAUAUAUAAAUAUAUAUUAUUUUAUGGCGUUUUGCGCUCGUGAAUUUUUUUCUCAAACGCGUAUAAAUAAGACAAAAAGGGCGUUUUUAAAAAAAAGUUUUUUAGAAUAAAAAAAAGGGAUUUUUUCGCAAAAAAAAACAAUUUUUUUUGUGAAACAAUUUUUUCGUUGUGUAUGUAUAAAUUUUUGUGUGAUUGUAAUAAUGUGUAUGAGAGUGUUAAAAAGAGACCAGAAAAUUUUUUCAGCUGUUCAAUAAUUAUAAUAUAAACCGUUAAAUCGUUUUGCAAGGGAAAAAGAAAGAAAUUUUAGGGGGGGGUGAGAAUUUAAUUCACCCGUGUUUUUAUUAUACAUUUAUACAAAAAAGAUAUAUAGGAAUGAAAAUAAGUUUAAAAAUUCGAAUAAAAUAUUGUAUAAGUCGAGAAUUUUCUUUUUUUUUUCUUCUAUGAACGAUAUUUUUGUUUAAGAAAAAAAGAAAGAAAAAAAUUAUUCCCUUUCAAAAUGAUUUUUACGAUUUUCUUUUUUUUUGGAAAAAUCGACUGUUCGUCACACGCACGUCUUUAAUGUAUUAUAAUAUCAUCUCUGUGACUUAAUCUCGUUUAUUUGAAUGGAGAUAUUUGUGGUUUUUUUCUCUUUUCGAUUCUUUACUGUAUUUUUUUAUUACGUUUUUAUAUGAAAUUCUAAUAAAAAUUUAAUUAUAUUUGACUUAA